This is a messenger RNA of Macrosteles quadrilineatus (aster leafhopper), 1305 nucleotides long. Its product is annotated as zinc finger MYM-type protein 1-like. The record is from RefSeq and is a predicted model, not a curated record. The transcript is spliced from 4 exons. Bases 1 to 1305 code for a protein of 434 amino acids. Lineage: Eukaryota; Metazoa; Arthropoda; Insecta; Hemiptera; Cicadellidae.
AUGGAGUCGAACACAUUAAGUAGUACGAGUGGUGCUGCUAAACGGAGAAAAAGACGUUUGGAAAAUGAAAAUAUUAACAAAUCCAAUAAGAAAAUCACGUCGUUUUUGCGUCCACAAAAUCCAAAUAAGCCAGAAGAAGAAACCCAACAAAUUACACUGAAUCAAACUUCCAAAGUUGAUUUGGAAACAACUGAAAAAGUCAAUGAGAUCGUCACUCCAAGCCCAUCAAGAGGACUAUUAGAAGAAAGUCAAAAUUCAGACAUAAUCGCAGACGACGCAGCACGUGAUGACACUGAUGACACCAUUCUCGAGGAGAUCAUAACAAACGUAAACAAAGCUCAGUGUUUCUCAAUUAUCGUUGACACAACACAGGAUAUUUCUAAAAAAGAUCAACUGAGUUUUAUCAUCAGAUACGUUCAAUUAAGUGGAUGUGAUGAUGUUCUAAGUGAAGAUGCAAAUAAAAAAAGAGAGAUGAAGAUUGAAGAAUCCUUUUUGGGAUUUUAUCAUAUUCAAGACUCAACUGCGGCAGGGCUGUCUACAGUAAUCUUAAAUACAUUGCAAGGGUUUGGAUUAAACCUUAACAAGUGUAGAGGUCAAGGAUAUGAUGGGGCCUCGACUAUGAGUGGAGCAUACUCUGGGGUUCAAGCGAGAAUUCAAAGUGUUGAAGAACUUGCUAUUUAUGUACACUGUGCAGCUCACAACCUCAAUUUAGUCAUCAAUGAUACGGUUAACAACAUCAAGGAAAUAUCCGCAUAUUUUACAACUCUUCAAGCACUAUAUGUUUACUUUGGCCACAGCAUCAACAGAUGGGACUUGCUCUCUUCUUUGACAAAUGAAUCAGAAAUAACUCUGAAAAAACUCAACCCCACGAGAUGGGCAUCAAGACAUGAAUCGAUUCUGGCAAUAAAAAUGAGAUACCCAGACGUAAUUAAGACUUUAGUUAGAAUUUCUCUCGAAAGUAAAAAAGCAGAGGAAGUGUCAGAAGCAAAACGAUUACUUAAAAGUAUUAACAGCUUUGACUUUAUCUUGCUAACAGUUAUGCUUUCAAAGGUAUUCACAGAGCUUAAUAUUGUAUCAAAGCUUCUCCAAGGUAAAGAAAAAGACCUUGAAAAGGCUACAGACCUUCUUCAAAGAAGCAAAGAUACUCUGUUAAAGAUGAGACAAGAAUACAAUACAGUCAAACAAGAAGCUGUAGAUCUUGCUAUAAGAUGGAAUGUAGAUCCUGUGUUCAUGCCAAAGAGACAGACUAUGAGACAUGUUAAACCUGCGCUGAUGUACUCGACCAAGAACGGUUUAAAGCAGUAA